AUGCCGCCGGUCCUAGGAGGCGCGGCGAUGGCGGUACUUCCGGCGAGUCCGCAGCAGGCCGGGGCCCAGGGCGGCGCGGCCGGUGUCGCUGCUCAAACCCAACUGCUGCUCCAGGCCGCGCACCAGCAGCAGCAACAACAGCAACAACCGCCUCAACAUCAUCAACAUCCCCAGCAGCAUCAGCCGCCGCUACUUUACCAACCCUACAAUCUCGUGCAGACGAGUAAUGGGGUGAGCCUCGGGGCCCAUCAUCCGGGGCCCCAUCAUCACCAUGGUUUUCACCACGUGCACCAGCAGCAUCCCGCCCACCGAUACGUGGCACUUGGACAGCCCGGACAAGCUUACGCUAGGGAGCCCAGCGGUGCCUCGCCCAUACCCCUAGAGCGUCGGGAGGCGGAAGUGCGGGAGCUGGAGUCACGGGAGCGCGAGGCGAAGCUCGAACGCGAGAGGAUCGAGAAACAGAGAGCGGCCGAGCAGGCGGUACACAAGCACUUCGAGGAGUCUCUCAGGCUAGCCCAGCAAAAGGUGUCUUAUUCUCUUGUGCAGAGGAAUAUGCAGACGGCCUCGAUGGCGUGGAACAGCUUUAUCCCUCUGGCGCCACCGCCUGGGACCGGACGCACCCAUGCCCCUCUCCACCAUCAUCCGGGCGCGCCUGUAGGUUCGUCCGGACCACAGCAGCCGCAGCCGCAACCCCAACAGCCUCAGCAACAGCAGCAGCAAUCCCAAUCGCAGCCGCAACAACAGCAAAAGCAGCAGCAACAACACCAUGUCGCUCAGCAGCAGCGAGAACGCGAGCGCGAGCAGCGUGAUCGAGAGGAACGCGAGCACCGGGAACGAGAGCACCAGCUUGCCGCUCAGGUUGCUGCCGAGAGGUCACAGAGGGAGCAACAGGAGGCAAGCGAAUACGCGGCUCAGCAGAGUUUGGCCUACCUUCGAGCGGCUGCCGUUCCACAGUCCGCUCAACAGGUCAGUUGUCACUUGACGUUUUCAGCUGAAAGUGGCAAAAUUUCCCGACCGUCGAGCGUCCCAAACAAGGUCGAUUAUCCACCACCGCCGGCUCAUUCGCGCACCUCCAAGUCGACCUCGUCGUCGUCGUCGUCCUCCUCCUCGUCCUCCUCCUCCUCCUCCUCGUCUUCGUCGGUGGCGGCGGCUGCGGCUGUGUCGAUGUCCGUCUCGGCUCGGCACGAGCAGCAGCAGCAGCAGCAGCAGCAGCAGCAGCAGCAGCCACAGGUCGUGCAUCAGCCCCACCAAAGCCUGCCAAAGGCCGAGCCGAACGUGAGCCUUUUCGGCUACUCGAGCUAUCAGCCGAGCGGUGGUUUCGUCCACGACAUCAAGGUGAGCAAGUCGACGACGGGCCAGCAAUGCAAGCCGGGCGUCGUCGGUCUUGUCGACAGGGAUCACCACGUGUCAGCGAGGGGCGACGUACUGCCCAAUCCACCGCCUCUGCUCUCCGAUCACAAGAGCUCCGUCAUCGUGAAGAACGAGGUCAGCAGGGAUCAGCAUCCGAAGCAGUCGGUGGUCGCGCCCGCACACUCGCCCAGCCCCAAGAUGAUGUCUUACCUCAAUGUUCAGCCCGUCGCCGUGACGAGCUCGCAGCAUAAGUCGCCGUACGAGUGUCGCUCGCCGACGCAAAGUCCCCAUGGCCAUCAUCAUCACCACUUGCAGAACGACCUUGCGCAACAGUCCAAACCCGGAAGCCUUAUUGGCGCCAGCCCCCAGUCGGGACACCUCAGUCGACCGGGAAGCGCCCACCAUCCGACGAGCCUUCAGCAUCCGGCCGUUAACCGGCACUCGCCCCACGGCCAGCAGCCCCAACAGGCCCAGCAGCCCCAGCAGCAACAGCAGCAGCAGCAGCAGCAGCAGCAUCCGGUAUCCCAGGUGCCGCAUCCCUCGCCACCGGAACCGAGAUACCUGAGCAGGCCCGAGCCCCAGCUCGCCUAUCCCCCACAUCAAGCCAAAAGCCCUUACUCGGCCUACCCGCAUGGACAUCAUCCUCAUCAGCCUAGCGCAUCGCCUACCUCGCACUACGCUGCAUCGGCUGGAUCCAAACCCAAGGUAAGCAGUCCAGCACCGUCGCACAUCUACGGUAAGCCGAGCUCGGGAAUAAUGACGGGGACGCCGGUGUGUCGAGCCUCCGAUAGUGGUUCGGGCUCCUUGGGCUCCUCGUCUACGGCCUCCUUGGCUUCCUCGUCCUCGGCCUCCUUGUCCUCGGCUACGAGCUCGUCCUCGGUACCGCUGCCUCUCACCUCGAAAGCUGGAGGCGGCGCUGGACUCCCUGGUCACGGUGCCUCGUCAUUCCAGCCGAUCGGCCAUCAUCCGGGCUCGCACUUUGCCCAUUUGCCACCGCCGCCGGCUCACUCCAGUCGCAGCCCCUACGAUUCGAGGAGCUACGGUAGUCCUCUGGGAGCCUCCAAACUACCGCCUCCACCACCGUCGUUGCACUCCGCCCCUGGCAUUGGCAAGCUCUCUGCCAUCCAAAAUCGUGAGAGACGAUGCAAUGCUGAGCGCGAGGUCCUCUUGUCACUUUCCAGAAAACUGGCGUCCCCCAUGCACCUACUGCCCCCGAGCGCCGCCCUGGCGCCGAUCGCGAGGCCACCACCGGGAAUCGUACACCCGAUCGCUCACCAUCAGCACAGUCCCCAGCAGCUCGGGGCCGUGGGCGCCGGGCCCAAUAGCUUCCAGACGCAGCCCCUGGAUCUCGGCGUGGAGAGGUCCGGCUCGCCCAAGCGCAAGGCGAGCACACCCCAGAGCUGCGACCACGGACAGCAGCCCGUCUCCCUGGAGCUCGCCAAGAAGCGAAGGCUCGACGAAACGACGCAGAACCCCCAUCAGCAACAACUGUCGCAGCAUCAGCAGUCGCAUCAGCAGUCGCACCAACAGUCGCACCAGCAACAGCUGCUGCUGCAUCAGCAUCAGCAUCAGCAUCAUCAGCAGACGCAGCCGGCGGUGACGACCGUGCAGACUGCGACGGGCUCCCCGAUGCUCGCGAGAGUCAGCGAGCCGAGUCCGCUCAUCGCCUCGGCGGCCACCACCAUCACCACCGUCGUCAAUACGGCGCUGCUCGCGCAAUCCAACAGCCAAAGCCAGGUGAACGUUCCUUCGGUAUCCCCGGCGCCGCGGACGGCGAGCGGAGACGGCUCGGUACGGCCUUCAUCGGCCGGGAGCGUCGGAUCCCUACCCGGGAAUCCGGCGACUCAUGGCCCCGGCGCGACCACGGCCUCGCCGGCUCCGAGCCCAGCGCCACCCCCGAGCUCGACGACCCCGGUGAAGGCCGAUAGUCCGGCGCCGACACGACCGCCCAGCAGUAGCAGCUACCCCGUGCACAAGCUUAAGAAGGCCUGGCUUCAGCGACACUCGGGCGAGGACGGCACGGAGGACACGACGGGCAUCGUCGGCAGCGGCUCCUGCCUCACCCUGCCGCUUAAUAUCGCUACCAAUAAGCAGGCAAACGGCAAUGCUGGUGAGCCGAUAAUCGGGCUGCUUUAG
Molecule: messenger RNA, 3486 nt
Organism: Ceratosolen solmsi marchali
Lineage: Eukaryota; Metazoa; Arthropoda; Insecta; Hymenoptera; Agaonidae
Product: myb-like protein Q
Exons: 11
Coding region: 1-3486 (1161 amino acids)
Source: RefSeq, a predicted model, not a curated record